Molecule: messenger RNA, 871 nt
Organism: Zophobas morio
Lineage: Eukaryota; Metazoa; Arthropoda; Insecta; Coleoptera; Tenebrionidae
Product: brachyurin-like
Exons: 5
Coding region: 61-852 (263 amino acids)
Biological process (GO): proteolysis
Molecular function (GO): serine-type endopeptidase activity
Source: RefSeq, a predicted model, not a curated record
AUUAAAACAAAAAAAUAUAUAUAGUAAAGUUACAAUCUACAAGAAGUACAUUAAAACAAAAUGAAACUUAUCUUUAUGUUAUAUUUUUAUUUAUCUUUGCUCUUGUGUAAUGUCCAAAACGCUUUACUUUUAGAACAACGUAUCAUUGGUGGUCAAGUUGCUCGGGCAGGACAAUUUCCAUUUUCAGCAGCAAUUUACAAAAGCACACUUGAUGGCAAUUAUUUCUGUGGUGGGGCGCUUCUGACAACUCAAUGGAUUAUAACAGCCGGCCAAUGUGUUGACGGAGCUAUUUUAUUUACAAUCUAUUUGGGGACAAACAAUAUUGAAACACCAGGAUCAACCAGUGUUAGACUGGCAACAGACGAAUAUGUACUCCAUCCAGAGUUUAACCCUCUAACUUUGGAAAAUGACAUUGGUUUGAUAAAACUUCGCAUGGCAGUGGAACGCACAGACUACAUUUUACCGAUAUCAAAUUUGCCUUCAAGUAACUUGCCGGCAAGUGCGGGUGCUCUUGAAGCUAUUGGGUGGGGACAGACGAGUGACAAUUCAGAACUCGCAGAUGAACUAAACUGGAUCCCAGUUACAACAGUUUCAAACGAAGAAUGCCGAAUAACAUAUGGAAAUCAACUAACAGAUGGUAUGGUUUGUAUAGUCGGAAGUUUCAACGAAGGUGCAUGUACAGGUGACACUGGAAGUCCGUUAGUGCAAUGGAUUCGAGGCGUUUAUUCCACACAUGUUGGCAUAUCCAGUUUUGUCAGUGCCAAUGGUUGCGAAAGUACUGACCCAUCCGGUUACACAAGAACUUAUCCCUAUCUUAGCUGGAUUAGAAAUGUAACCGGAACCUCACAAUAAGAAAUAUAAUACAUUUGAA